Molecule: messenger RNA, 1185 nt
Organism: Athalia rosae (coleseed sawfly)
Lineage: Eukaryota; Metazoa; Arthropoda; Insecta; Hymenoptera; Athaliidae
Exons: 4
Coding region: 35-829 (264 amino acids)
Molecular function (GO): N-acetyltransferase activity
Source: RefSeq, a predicted model, not a curated record
AAUUUGGUAAAUUCCAUUUCGAUCAGAGUACGAAAUGAUAACCGAUAACGGCGAGUACGCUGACUAUUUGCGUUUCCCGGAUAGCUCCUGGAAGCGGCCAGAGGGUCCAGCGCGAGUUUGGAGAGUCGUGGAAGGCCGCAAGAAGUUGGCUGACGGGAAAAUACCGAAAUUUUCGAUCCAAGAAGUCCCCGUAGAGUUGGAACAAGAUGUGGUGGAUUUCAUGACGCGUUACUUCGUUCCCGAUGAAGUGAUCUGCGCGAGUCUCGACUUGAUCAACGACCCCCCUGCAUUACGGGAGAUGCGGUCGUUCUGGAAGAAGUUACUGAGCCAGGGAAUCAGCGUUGUUGCACUGCAAGAGAAUUCCGACCCUGUCGCAAAACCUGUCAUAGCCGGUGCUAAUAUUUUAAGCGUCUCGACUUUGGCGGACGCCGGAAAUCGCGACAAGGGCACGCCCUUUCGAAGUGACGCUCUGAAGAAGUUGGUGUCAAUCAUCGAGGAACUGGAACACGAAGCCGAUGUGUUGAACAAAUUCAACGUCGACAGAUAUCUGAACGCCUUAGGACUCUGCGUUCAUCCUUCUUUCAGAGGUCAAGGAUUAGGAGACGAGAUUCUUCGAACGCGUGACGCCAUCGGUCUUGCGUAUCAGAUUCCCGUGAGUGGAACGGUUUUCACCGGUCCGGCCUCUCAGUUAGUGGCGAGUCGUGUCGGUUUCCAAGUUUCGAUAGAGAGAAAGUAUAGGGAAAUCCUCGAUGAGGCGGGAAACCCCGUUUUACCACGGGUGAAGUGCGACUAUAUAAAAUUGAUGGUCAAGAAGCUUUACCGAUCAUAACGAGCCACCGGAAGCUCAUAAAAAUGUAAUUGUGGUAUGGCGUGAUGAGAUAUUGUGAUUGUUGAUUCAUUUUGGAAGACCAUUUAUCGUGUUUAGAGUUCACAUUUGCGGAUUCGUUACAAUAGCUGUGUUGUUAAUAUUAUACAUUCAUGCAUUCUACAGGCGGCGAUGGUUGUUUAUUGUACGAGGAAUUCCUGCACGCACGACGAGUGGAACGGAUAAUGGAUCUUCCGACGAAUGACCGGUGCGGGCUCCGUUUGCACAGUACCUACUUUUCGAUUUCAACUAUUUUAUUUAGUAUCUCGGGAUGGGUGCAAGGGUUUUACAAUAAACUGAUACUGCGUUCUCUCUCAUAA